Molecule: messenger RNA, 2174 nt
Organism: Strongylocentrotus purpuratus (purple sea urchin)
Lineage: Eukaryota; Metazoa; Echinodermata; Echinoidea; Camarodonta; Strongylocentrotidae
Exons: 11
Coding region: 1-2130 (709 amino acids)
Biological process (GO): netrin-activated signaling pathway
Cellular component (GO): membrane
Molecular function (GO): protein binding; netrin receptor activity
Source: RefSeq, a predicted model, not a curated record
AUGACUGUACGCAGCAGGGGAGACAUUCCUGACAGGACAUUGCUUGAGUUGGGCCGUCAGAUCGCAUCCGCAAAGAAGUUCUAUGAGAUUGGCGAGAAGCUGGGAUUCAACAAGACAGAGUUACAACACAUCGAACAUCGGACAUUAAACAAUAGGAAAGACGCUAACAUCCAGAUGCUUUCAAGGUGGAAGGCAUCACAGACUUCUGGGCCUAAAGCGAAGCAAACAUUGAAGCUUGUGUGGAAGUCUCUGCAGGACGCAUCGAAAGCGGAGCAAACUGAAGACGAAGAAAAAGAAAAGGUUUCUCAAGAAAUGGGAGUGAAUUCUACUUCACCGUCUGAUCAAAGAAGAGAGCAAGUGAAUGCUGUAGAGCCUGAAGAUAUGGAGAUCUUUAGAAAUUCGGAUUCAGAUGGAGAUAAAAGUGGUGAAGACAUCGACCUAUGUGGAGGUUCACCGAGUACGGGCGAGCAAUGUAGCGUUGCUCUUUCGGUGAACUGUCUGUCUUUGGCAUGGGAACUGGGGAAAGCCCUUCGUCUGGAUGAUGACGUCAUUGUAGGAUACGUGGCACCACCCGAUUCUGCCGCAAUGAACAAACUAGCAUUGCAACUCCUCAAAAAGUGGUGGAAACGUGUAGGAAGCCAAGAGAAGACAGUUCUGAUGACAAAGCUUCUUCAAGAUUACAACAUCCAGGAUUGCAAUGCAGGUCAUGAUGAAAUCUCCCGAAAGAUUUGCACAACUCCAGAUCUACUAGACUUCUCCCAACGCCUUAAUCUUGCAGCUUCGGAAGUCGUGCAGGUCAUGUCCACCUGUGUUUCCUUUCCACCAACCUCAAUACGACACAUUGUUCUACAAAUGCUUCAAGAAUGGGUACGACGUGGAGGAACAAGACAGAGGCUUCUCGAAAUUUCUCAAGCUUUUCAUUUCAAUGAUGCAGCAGACAAAAUAGCAACAGAAAUUGAACGCCACCCUGGUUUCUUGGACCCCUUCUCUCAUGGCAUCAUUGAUCACGACGGUGGGGAGCUGAAGCUAGAUGAACUGGACAUGAGAGUAUCUAUCCCUGCAGGAGCAAUCCCUAAAGAGACGAGAUCUAUGGUCACUCUUCGUGUACCUAGCUGUUGCUUAUCUAAGAUUCCCCUUAAGGACGGAGAGGUUCUCAUUACUCCAGUUAUUGAAUGUUCUUUCACUCAAGAACUUCUAAAACCUGCGACUGUAGCUCUUCCACAAUUUAUCCAUCCAGAACAACAUCAAGAUGACUUACGCGUUAGCCUUUACACCAAGUUAGGACCAGGUACAUUUGGUCACAGGAGCGUUCUUCCAAAUACACCAAGAGGUUUCCACAUCUCAGAGGACGUGGUUGAUUUCCCUACGCAUCACCUUCAACAAUGUGCGUUAUCAUCAAGCAACUUUCGUGGAGUCCAGUACACCUGUGAAGUACAUCUCCCUCUCUUCAUGACUCCCUCACAGAAAUCUACACUGCGUAUUUGCAUAGCUCAUCCCUGCAACAGAUAUCCCGCGGAGAUGCGCAGAAGACAGGAAAGCUUGUCGGAACCAUUCUACCAGCUUGCGACCGUGAUCAAGUUUUCUCUUGAAUCAAAGGAAGAUGAUCUCAAGCUUUUGUGUCUUUCUGAUUCAGAAAAGGUCCAGGAAACUGUCCCUGUUCGUGGUCUACUGAAGGGAGAAUGCAACACUCUUGACUUCGAGCUGAUGUCCUCACCUGAUGAGGGAGGGGCGAAGAGUAUCUGUCUACGUAUUGAGCAGGGCACAUCAACACUCGCAGAGCAACACAUGCCCACCUCUAUGGAAGUUGAGCCAGAUUAUGGAGCAUCCCAAACAUUUGGACAGAUAAAGUUUGCAUCUGACAACAUGCUAAAGGUCUUGUCUGGUGUAGUCUGUGCAAUAAAGGAUGCACGUGACCUCGGCUAUCAGCUUGGCUUCUCCCAUUCAACGGUAGAGAAAUACCUUGACAGAGCAGACUCCUCUGGCAGCAGCGUCUCAAGUUCAGGAUUCAGGGAGAUGCUUUGUGACUGGAGACGGUGUGUCCGACCGAAUGAGCAGGUCAGUAAACUUCGUCUAGCUUUGGAGAAAGCUGGGUUAAGUUAUGCAUCCGAGGUGCUCUUGCCCGAAAUUUAGUUUGGAUUUACGAACGCCCUGUCCAAGAUCAGAUGUAAACUAAA